Epinephelus fuscoguttatus (brown-marbled grouper) is the source of this 2875-nucleotide messenger RNA. RefSeq names its product palmitoyltransferase ZDHHC14-like. The record is from RefSeq and is a predicted model, not a curated record. Gene Ontology annotation, biological process: protein targeting to membrane; peptidyl-L-cysteine S-palmitoylation. Gene Ontology annotation, cellular component: endoplasmic reticulum; Golgi apparatus. The transcript has 10 exons. NCBI's taxonomy places the organism in Eukaryota, Metazoa, Chordata, Actinopteri, Perciformes, Serranidae. The coding region runs from base 605 to 2137 and encodes 510 amino acids. Gene Ontology annotation, molecular function: protein-cysteine S-palmitoyltransferase activity.
CUCAGUGGUGACUUCAGCCUCACUUGGAGGGGGAGGAGCAGGCUGGGAGGCUCUGCUCUGCUCCCAUGUUGAUGUUUGUUGUUUGCGAGGGUGGCAGCACUGUGUGUGUGUGUGUGUGAGGAGAGGGACACAAUGUGAACGGAGGGUCCGGCCUGUCUGCACGCUCCUUGAGAAAUGCUGCAACUUUUCCCCAAAACGCGGCAGAAUGGUGAAAAUAUCUGGGUGUUAUUCGCUCGUGGACAUAUGGCUGUGAGGUCCUGCUCGGCUCGUGUUGUGCGCAAAGACUCGUAAUAGUGUGUCUCCGAGCGACCGCCAGUCAGGAUGCUGGAGCUCGUCUGAGAGCUCCCCCGUCGUGCGGUCUUUCUCUGGAUUCUCCUUUUUUAAACCACAUCGGCGACGAGGUGCCACUUUCUGACUCAUUUUUUUUAAAAGCCUCAACUUUCUAAAAAUGGUGUUCUUCGCAUUGCCGUCGGCUCGUAACAAACCUGGAUAACGAAAGGAGUAGCUACGCGACAACACCCGAGCACGACGACCAGCGUUACUUUCCUUCGAGGCAUAUCUGCCCCGGGAUUUAUUCAGCUGCGGGGAUUUUAAUCAGCAAUUGAUGCAUCUCGGGGUAUCUGAGUCCAUGAGAGAGUGCGAGUACAGCCAAAUAAGUACUCGCAGCUCCACACCAAUGGAGACCCCUUACAAGAAAAAGACCCCAAGGAAGAGGAAGUGGGAGUCCUUCCCAGGUCGGAAUAAGUUUUACUGCGAUGGGAGGAUUAUGAUGGCCAAGCAGACGGGGGUUUUCUACCUCACCCUUGUCCUCAUCCUUGUCACUUGUGGACUUUUCUUCACCUUUGAUUGUCCGUUCCUGGCACAGCACCUGACCCCAGUCAUCCCAGUUAUAGGAGGUGUGCUGUUUCUAUUUGUACUGGGGACACUUCUGAGAACCAGCUUCAGUGACCCAGGGGUGCUGCCCAGGGCCACCCCAGAUGAAGCAGCCGACCUGGAGAGGCAAAUAGAUGUGGCUAAUGGCAGCACAGGCUACAGGCCUCCUCCCAGGACCAAGGAGGUGGUCAUUAACGGCCAGACAGUCAAACUGAAGUACUGCUUCACCUGCAAGAUUUUCAGACCGCCACGUGCCUCCCACUGCAGCCUCUGUGACAACUGCGUGGAGCGUUUUGACCACCACUGUCCCUGGGUGGGGAACUGCGUGGGAAGGAGGAACUACCGUUUCUUCUACAUGUUCAUCCUCUCACUCUCCUUCCUCACCAUCUUCAUCUUCGCCUUCGUCAUCACACACAUUAUUUUACACUCCCAUCGAAACGGAUUCCUCAAUGCACUUAAAGAUAGUCCUGCCAGUGUGCUGGAGGUGGUGGUGUGUUUCUUCUCUGUCUGGUCCAUAGUGGGCCUCUCAGGCUUCCAUACCUACCUGAUCAGCUCUAAUCAGACCACCAAUGAGGAUAUAAAAGGUUCAUGGUCUUCUAAAAGAGGGAAGGACAACUAUAACCCCUACAGCUAUGGCAAUAUAUUCACCAACUGUUGUGCAGCACUGUGUGGACCCCUGCCACCAAGUCUCAUUGACAGACGAGGCUUUAUCCAAUCGGACACACCACAGCUGGCACCACCAACCAAUGGCAUCACUAUGUACGGCGCCACCCAGUCUCAGCAGAGCCACAUGUGUGACCAAGACCAGUGCAUUCAGAGCACCAAAUUCGUUUUACAGGCUGCCGCCACACCCCUCCUCCAGCAGCAGAGCAGCGAGCCAGUCAUCCUGACAGCCUCACCUGAAAACGGAGGCUCUCUGCCCGGCCGCACCUCCCUCACCCUGGGCGGCCCGUGCACCUCACUCCCCCUCGGCCAGCCCACCCCUCCGACGUCCACCCCUAGCCUCAGCUGCCACGAGACCACGGACAUGCUGCCAAUCCAUGGACACAGCCACACACACAACCACAGCCACCCCCUCCAGGAGCCGGUGGCCCACCACCACUUUCUCACUCCAGAGGAAGUGCCAUCGCCGCCAGGUAUGCUCCCCUGCGGCAGCCCCCUGGGUCACAGCCACACUAUGCAGGCCGGCUUCUACAACCCAGCCAGCCAGGACUCACUACACGAGGACUCUGUCAGAGGAUUGGUAAAGCUCAGCUCUGUCUGACAAUGGGAUAUAUACCCACCUCCUCCCUCCUGAAAACAUGCAUCCAACCCAUGAAACUCUCUUGUGCCACGUUUGGACCAGCUCGCUCUCACCCUGAAUUAGUUUUCCUUUCUCUCCUCAGCGGGACGUGAGAACUGAAAAAGGCUGUGGUUUAAAUUCAGCUGCUAGAAACUGGGUGGAAUAAAACUGAACUGAAGUGAAACCAGUUGUCCUCAGCCAACAUCUUGCCAAACCCCUUUGCUGGAACAGGAAAGAUGUUUUCUAGCAUGGUGGCCUCUGUGACAACUCAGACAUACGCUUCUCUGUUUUUUGUUCUUGUUUUUUUUACUUCAAGGGAAGCAUAAUCCGUUAGUUUCUGGAAACUGGACAGGAGGGUUUGUUUUUCAAAGUGGCGUAUGUCUGUUGGCCAUGUCAAGCAAAAACAGAAGACUUGUUUUGACAGCACAUGACAUUUUUGGUCAAAAUUAUGAAUCUCUGUCAAUGGAUCACAGGUCUGACAGUUUUUUUUUUUGGUAAAACAAACUUUAGCCUAUUUGCCUGUUGCUGAUUGGACAGUGUCUUUUGCCUUUUUUUCUUGGACAUUCUCAGCAGUGCAAUGGUUGAUGUCAUGUUGCAUAUCAUCCUGCUUUUUCUAUGUUAAAAAAAAAUAAGAGACUGUUGUACUGUUCCAUGGUUAUUACAAAUCUUACAAAUUAUUAUAUUUCCUGUGGAUAUUAAUAAAACACCAACUUUUUAUCA